UGUUGGCUUAGAUGUUUUAUCUACUCUGGGCAGAACUUCAGUAAGAAAGAGCAUAACAUGUGUACAAUGUAAAUUAUUGCAACAUCUGAUCCACUUGUGUCUAUUGUUUAUUUAACUUUUAAUCUGAAGAGAACAUAUUGCAACCGGAAAUAUGUAUUGUACCUAGUAACUUAGCACAGGCUAGCCAGCUGGAUGGAAAAAAGGGAGUCGGGCAAUUUCAAACAUGAACAAGCUGAAGUCCUCACAGAAGGAUAAAGUUCGUCAGUUCAUGAUCUUCACUCAGUCCAACGAGAAAAUUGCGUUAGCCUGUCUAUCACAAAAUGAGUGGAAGUUAGAUGUUGCCACUGAUAACUUCUUCCAAAACCCAGAGCUCUACGUUUCAAAUUUAAAGGGAGUCUUGGACAAGAGAAGGCUUGAACAGCUGUACAACCGAUACCGAGAUCCUCAAGAUGAUAACAAGAUCGGUAUUGAUGGAAUCCAGCAGUUUUGUGACGACCUGGGCCUGGACCCGGCGAGUGUAAGCGUGCUCCUUAUUGCGUGGAAAUUCCGGGCAGCCACGCAAUGCGAGUUCUCAAAGCAGGAGUUCAUGGAUGGAAUGACAGAGCAAGGGUGUGACAGUAUAGAAAAGCUAAAAGCUCAGUUACCCAAAUUGGAACAAGAGCUGAAAGACCAAGGAAGAUUUAAGGACUUUUACCAGUUUACAUUUAACUUUGCUAAGAAUCCUGGCCAGAAAGGAUUAGAUCUAGAAAUGGCAAUCGCAUACUGGAAUUUAGUAUUGGCUGGAAGAUUCAAGUUCCUGGAUCUGUGGAACAAAUUUUUAGUUGAACACCAUAAAAGGUCAAUUCCCAAAGACACAUGGAACCUCUUGUUAGACUUCAGCACAAUGAUCACAGACGACAUGUCGAAUUACGAUGAGGAAGGCGCAUGGCCGGUACUCAUCGACGACUUUGUGGAGUUUGCGAGGCCACACAUUGGGACCAAAAGUACAGCGGUUUAACAGAGGCAGCCCGCGGUGGCUUCCGGAACAUUAACGUUUGUACAAAACCUCACCGAACCUCGGUGGGGAGUCGGGGAAGGGGAUUGCACUGAGCUGAGAUCUACAUUGCCUUUUCAACCCUCAGGACCGAGACGUUUUACAAAGAGACAUUUUAAGAUAUACAACAUAUAUAAAGAAGGCGUAUCUCCUCGUCUGUGGAAUGGGAGGGGUUGGUUUGGGGGCUUUUAUUUCAAAUCUAGGUCUUUUUUUCUUUGAGCUCAAACAAACUGAAAAGAAGCUACCAUCUUGGAAUGAUGCAGAUCCAGUCCAGCAAGUCGAUUGAAAUGGGCCUGGCUCAAGGAGCUACUACCUUGUUACACUGGCUUUUGAAUCAUGAUCUGAGAAGUCAGCGAGGGACUCAUACUUCGAAAUAUUGAAUCAAAUUUUAAUACUUUUGAGUGCAUACCUGCUACAAUUUCUUUAACUUUUAAUAAAUAUUUUGGUGACAGAUCAGUACAAAAUAGUGAUUGUAUUUUUUUUGUUUUAGGCAUAAUGCUGUUUUCAAACACAUGUAUAAAGACAAUAAAUAUUUCAAUAUUGUA
Molecule: messenger RNA, 1578 nt
Organism: Gadus macrocephalus (Pacific cod)
Lineage: Eukaryota; Metazoa; Chordata; Actinopteri; Gadiformes; Gadidae
Gene: dcun1d1
Product: DCN1, defective in cullin neddylation 1, domain containing 1 (S. cerevisiae)
Exons: 7
Coding region: 224-997 (257 amino acids)
Biological process (GO): positive regulation of ubiquitin-protein transferase activity; protein neddylation
Cellular component (GO): ubiquitin ligase complex
Molecular function (GO): cullin family protein binding; ubiquitin-like protein binding; ubiquitin conjugating enzyme binding
Source: RefSeq, a predicted model, not a curated record